GGUCGCCGCUACGCUGAUAACCUAAGAAACAUAGCGGCGGUGAUUGAAUUUUUCCCCCCGUUUUUAUUUUUUUUUUCUCGUGGAGUUUCCACAAUCUCUUCAAACUUUACCAUAUGGAGAUGAAACCAGUAGAUCCAUGGCGGGCCUGCGAGCGGAAAGGGCGGAGGGGAAGGGUUCUGUGGAUCGUCAUGGGGGAUCGGUUGACCUGCUUCAUCCAUGGUUCCAGUGAUCGAGAAGAGUUCCGUAAAAGGCUCUCUCUCUCUCUUCUUGUGCAUGAAGGCGCACAGAGUCGUCAUUUGCGGCCACGAAACACAAGACGGGACGCUGUUGCUCCUGCUGCGGAGCUCCCGCUGCGCAAUUCAUGCAUGAUGAUGACGGCCUUGCUGAGAUGGACGGGACUUUUGCCAGUGCCUGAAGAGACCCCCUUUCCAAAGCGAGUAGGACAACCGAGACGAGGCUGUUCGAAUAUCGGUAACCCGCGCUCAGCGAGAAGGGGCUCGAACCUCGCGGUGGUUCUAAAUUACCCGAGGGGUUUCUAUCCGCGGUCGCCACCGCAGGACGCCAGGGAAGGCUCGGUGGAGUGAGUCGUGAUGAGCACAGGCUUCCCACCGGGCGCGGGGGAUGAAGAGAGUGAUGCGAAUGGAGGGGGGUAACGUGUCACUUCGAGGAGAGACAAGGGGCUCUGGUCUUUUCUCUGUUCGCGCUAUUCUUCAUACUGGCGAUGUUGUCAGGCUGGGAAAGUUUGUGAAGCUGAAGGGGAGUAUCAAGAAGAAGAUCCCGAAGAAGAGC
Molecule: messenger RNA, 789 nt
Organism: Aspergillus fijiensis CBS 313.89
Lineage: Eukaryota; Fungi; Ascomycota; Eurotiomycetes; Eurotiales; Aspergillaceae
Exons: 1
Coding region: 114-584 (156 amino acids)
Source: RefSeq, a predicted model, not a curated record